Molecule: messenger RNA, 2933 nt
Organism: Darwinula stevensoni
Lineage: Eukaryota; Metazoa; Arthropoda; Ostracoda; Podocopida; Darwinulidae
Source: the annotation of a GenBank genome assembly
AUGGAUCAAGGAUGGACAGACAUGGAGAAUGGGGAGAUCACAUUCGAGCUGCAUGCGAGGACUCAGGGAUGGGCCGGGUUAGGAUUCUCGGCCAACGGUGCCAUGACUGGAUCUGACAUUGUCGUCGGAUGGAUCAAGGAUGGACAGACCUUCUUCACGGACCGACACGCAGUGGGAAACGAGUUGCCUUUGGUGGACGAGAGUCAAGACUACGAACUCCUCUUCGCAUCAGAGGACGAAGAAGGGUUGACCCUAAGAUUUAAACGUCCCAUCGACACCUGCGAUGAAGAUGACUUCUACAUCACCGGAGAAAAUUAUCCAGAGCAGACAGGUUUCCCCCUUAAAGCAGCCUCGGAGGGAGCAACAUAUUACCUAUUGCAGGUGCAUUACGACAACCCCAUGCUCGUCGACGGGAUCUACGACGAUUCCGGCCUUACGAUUUAUUACACGGAUAAUCUCCGGACCUACGACAUGGACACUGUGGUGUUCGGUCAUAAUGUCGUCUACGCCCAGAGAUAUUUGAAUCUGGCAGGGAGAAAGAUGAGAGCCCGAAUAUUCAGGGACGGAGAGGAACUUUCUUGGAUCCUCCACGACGAAAACUACGCCUUCGACUACCAGCAGAGCCGCGUCCUCAGAGAGGAGUUUAUACUUCUUCCCGGUGAUCACAUGACCAUCGAGUGCGAGUUGUCUUCUUCGGAACAAGAGGACGUGACCGUUGGAGGGCUGAAAACACAAGACGAAAUGUGCGAACUUUUCGCCAUGUAUUACCCUCGAGUGGAAGGGAUGAACGUCUGCCUCACGAGCGUGGACUCCCAAUACUUCCACUCCACAUUUGAACUUGGUGGGGUGCACAUGAACUGGGAAUCACUUGAAUGGGAACUGGACGCGACGAAUCAGACCAUUCAUGAGUACUUCAGAGGCUUCAAUUGGGAGAACUUCGACCUGGAAGCCUAUCAAGAAGCCGUUCGAUUCGAUCCUCAGCCAGGAAUUUGCGGACGAUCUCCCAACCUUUUUCCUCAGACAUGGGAGAGGCAUGAAACCUUGGAUCGAGAUGGGAUUGUGAAUUUAUUCUGGACUCCGGAUUUGGAGAAUGGGGUGAUAACAUUCGAGCUACACGUGAAGACUCAGGGAUGGGCCGGAUUGGGCUUCUCGGCCAAUGGUGCCAUGCCUGGAUCUGACAUUGUCGUCGGAUGGGUCAAGGAUGGACAGAGCUACUUCUCGGACCGACACGCAGUAGGAAACGAGCUGCCUUUGGUGGACGAGCGUCAAGACUACGAACUCCUCUUCGCAUCAGAGGACGAAGAAGGGUUGACCCUAAGAUUUAAACGUCCCAUCGACACCUGCGAUGAGGAUGACUUCUACAUCACUAGUGACACGUGGAGUGUGAUCUACGCAUUUGGUGAGACUGAUCCAGACGAGGAAGAUCCAUUCUACCACGGGCGAGACAAUCGUGGUGUGAAAUCCGUCAAUCUCCUCGACCCACAAAAUGGGGAUAUACCAGAUGAGCCUGGAGUGAAGGAAUGGGAAUUGAGAAAUGACAUCAUCAUCCCUCCCAUCGAUACCACCUAUUGGUGCAGUGUAUUCAAAGCCCCCCCAGUCGACAGAAAGCAUCACAUCAUUGGGUACCAACCGUGGAUAAUGGAAGGGAACGAAGCGUACCUGCACCAUUUCGUGGUAGCUACGUGCACGGUGAACGAGGACGAAGAAACAACCUUCGAGCAGUUCAUGCAAGAUUAUCCCCACGGUGUAUCUUGCUUUGAUUAUAGCAUCAAUCUCCCCAUUCAGAAAUGCCAGAAUGUCCUCAUGGCAUGGGCCGUCGGUGGAGUGGGAGAAAAUUAUCCAGAGCAGACAGGUUUCCCCCUUAAACCAACCUCAGAAGGGGCCACGUAUUACCGAUUGGAGGUGCAUUACGACAACCCCAUGCUCGUCGACGGGAUCUACGACGAUUCCGGCCUCACAAUUUACUACACGGAUAAUCUCCGGACCUACGACAUGGACACCUUGGUGUUCGGCCAUAAUGUCGUCUACACCCAGUAUCCCUACAUUUCCAACCUGAGUGCUUUCGCUGAGAUAGGACUGGAUCCCACACCCAAUCUCGUCUUGUUCUUCCAGCUUGUCCCACCUGGAUUGAACAAUUUCAUGACCGUGGGACACUGUCCUGCGGAAUGCACGGAGAUGCUUCCUCCUGAGGGCAUUCAUAUUUUCUCUGGACUGCUGCAUUCACACCUCCUCGGGAGGAAGAUGAGAGCACGAAUUUUCAGAGACGGUCAAGAACUUCCCUGGAUCCUCCACGACGAACACUACGACUUCGACUACCAGCAGAGCCGCGUCCUAAGAGAGGAGUUUAUACUUCUUCCCGGCGAUCACGUAACCAUCGAAUGCGAGUUGUCUUCCUCGGAACGAGAGGACGUGACCGUCGGAGGGCUGAAAACCCAUGACGAAAUGUGCGAAUUUUUCGUCAUGUAUUACCCUCGAGUGGAAGAGAUGAACGUAUGCCACACGAACGUAGAUUUUCAGCGCUUCCACGCCACAUUUCAGCUUGGCAGUGUCCACAUGAACUGGGAAUCACUCGAUUGGGAAGUGGAGCCGACGAACCAGACCAUUCAAGAAUACUUCAGAGAUUUCGAUUGGGAGAACUUCGACCUGGAAGCCUAUCAAGAAGCGGUUCGAUUCGAUCCACAGCCAGGAAUUUGCGGACGAAUAACCGACCUUCUCGAAGUGAAGGACGUGACAUUCCCAGAAUACGAGAGCGAAUACCAACCUCCGCCGAGACAGUGCCCCUUGGGGAGUCCCCACCAUUGAGCUGUCGUUUUCACUUCAAGAAGAAUGAAAAUACAUUGAUUCCGCUUUUCGAAAGGGCGGUUGUAGAGUCGGCCGUCUUUGCUUUGGGAAUGGUUCCGUUUCGAGGUUUGGUGCACUCGGGCACAUAUAAA